AUGUCCGUCGACCCUGUGGAAUUCAGGGAACUUUGUCGGUCCGGGAAGUUCCAGAACCAAACAAGCGGCCAGUGUCCCGGUUAUGCCCAGGCAAACCUAGUCAUUCUUCCUUCUGCUGUCGCUGGCGACUUUAGAGAUCUCUGUAUAAGAAACCCAGUCCCUUUGCCGCUACUAGGGAUGUCCGCAAGCCCCGGGGACUUUUCAAAAAUCGACGAUUCUCGUGUUUUGGCCGACAACACUUUUGACAUCAGAAAAGACUUCCCCAGCUACAACGUUUAUGAAAAGGGAACUUUGGUGGCCAGUCCGUCCGACAUCUCGGAUUUGUGGAACAAGCAGAGUGUUGCGUUUCUUAUUGGCUGUUCCUUUUCGUUCGAGCAUGCGCUAGCCCAGGCUGGUUUGCCUGCCAAAAACUCUGUGCUCAAGAAGAACGUCUCCAUGUACAAAACGUCAAAGAUGUUGGACAGUGCCGGGAUUUUUGUGAACGUGCCGUAUGUGGUCAGCAUGCGGCCCUAUAAGGUGAAAGACGUGGAAACGGUCAGAGCAGUGACACGAAAGUACCGCAAAACACACGGCGAACCAAUUGACUGGGGCUUCGAGGCGCUCGCCCGCCUUGGAAUAGAGGACUUGCGGAAACCCGACUACGGUGAUGCUACGGAGUUGGCGGAAGACGAAAUUCCUGUCUUUUGGGGCUGUGGUGUCACAGCUCAAGUGGCGGCGAUGUCUGUAGCCAGUAAGAUUGAAGGAAACAUCAUUGGCCAUGCUCCCGGCUGCAUGCUAGUUCUUGAUAUCCAAGAUGAGGAUAUUGUUUCGAUGAUAUAG
Clavispora lusitaniae ATCC 42720 is the source of this 819-nucleotide messenger RNA. RefSeq lists its product as uncharacterized. Gene Ontology annotation, biological process: glutamate metabolic process. NCBI's taxonomy places the organism in Eukaryota, Fungi, Ascomycota, Pichiomycetes, Serinales, Metschnikowiaceae. Gene Ontology annotation, molecular function: D-glutamate cyclase activity. The record is from RefSeq and is a predicted model, not a curated record.